AUGUACAUCCUCUACGUUACCACCAUCAUCGUCUCCGCUAUUGCUACUUUGGUGGCAUCGAUCGACCACAAAGUUGACGUAUACAACCAAACCUCGCAGAACCAUAACUCAUCCGGGAAUAUCACUCUCCAGUCGUCAACAGAGACAUCAAAAACCAAUGACAGUGAUCGAAAGAUCAUUGUCAUUCAAAUGGUUGGCCGUGUAUUCAUUUUUCGUCUUGUUGCUCGCAGGUUUGCCAGUGGACAUGGCCAGGAGGAUAUCCAAUUCCUAUCAGGCAGUGUGCUUAGGAUAAAAAUGAUAAGGGCUGGGGUCGGUCAUUCUAGGUUCAUCCUAGGAGUAUGA
This is a messenger RNA of Aspergillus pseudonomiae, 342 nucleotides long. RefSeq lists its product as uncharacterized. The record is from RefSeq and is a predicted model, not a curated record. The transcript has 2 exons. Bases 1 to 342 code for a protein of 113 amino acids. NCBI's taxonomy places the organism in Eukaryota, Fungi, Ascomycota, Eurotiomycetes, Eurotiales, Aspergillaceae.